Molecule: messenger RNA, 180 nt
Organism: Ichthyophthirius multifiliis
Lineage: Eukaryota; Ciliophora; Oligohymenophorea; Hymenostomatida
Product: protein kinase domain protein
Exons: 2
Source: RefSeq, a predicted model, not a curated record
AUGGUCCUUAUUAGUUUUACAAAUAUAGUUGUUGACGAGUUUUCAUAUGGAAAAAAGAAAGAAAAAAGAAAUCAAUAUUUAUAUUUUCUUACCCAUAUGCAUUCAGCAAACAAAUUAAAAAAUAGAUCAUUAUUAAGGAUUGACGCCUAAAUGGGAUUAUGGCCCAAUUUAUUGUUCUGA